Ooceraea biroi (clonal raider ant) is the source of this 2003-nucleotide messenger RNA. It is a transcript of the gene Vsp37A, whose product is annotated as Vacuolar protein sorting 37A. NCBI's taxonomy places the organism in Eukaryota, Metazoa, Arthropoda, Insecta, Hymenoptera, Formicidae. Gene Ontology annotation, cellular component: ESCRT I complex. The record is from RefSeq and is a predicted model, not a curated record. Gene Ontology annotation, biological process: ubiquitin-dependent protein catabolic process via the multivesicular body sorting pathway; protein targeting to membrane; protein targeting to vacuole.
UCACAGAGCCCUUCGGUCCUGCUACGUGAAGUGCGAGGUUAAAAACAGCUGUUCUGCUGGAUGGUUGCUUUGACAGAGAGAUCGACGGAUCAAGCGGAUGAUUUAUCAGAAAUCCAGGCUCUUAAAUGAUAUCGCGAAUAUUCCGUGGGGAAAAUGAGAAUGUCGCGGUCAAACGCAAACGGCAAAUCGACACUCUGAAAAUCUUUAACGACAAUGUAAUAGAGCUCAGAGAAAAUGUGGACUAUCAAGUGGAAUUUCAAGCUGGCGAAAAGCGAAUGGCUAUCGUGGUCUCCUUGUCGCCCAACUUCCCACUGGAGAAACCGGUACUCAGAGUUUCCCCACCGAUAAGCCACCCCUGGUGUAACGAGCACAGUGAAAUCACCAGUGCACCAGGAUUACUGAACUUUUCAGUACACAGUGAUCUCGGUCGGGUUGUUCAAGCCAUUAUCAGAGAGUUUAGUAAAAAUCCACCACAACUGUUGGAGGACAUUUCGCCUGGAUCUAAAUCUCACAGAGACUUACAGGGAAGGAACUCACCGUCUUACUCCCUUCAGCAAUAUCCCGCCGAAAUUCCGUCGACGUCGUUUAAUUCGUACUACAAUACGCAAUUCCCACACUUGUCGUCCUCCAGUGCGAACACGUGCAUUUAUAAUUAUAACUAUACUAACUCCGGUCACACGUACGUCUCGGACUCGAAAUCGUUCGGUGGCACGCCGCAUCACUCGCCGUACAUCCCAAGCUCGAGGAACAAUGCACUGCACAGCAGCACACCCGCGCGAUACACCUCGAAUCAGCACGGCACGCCUUACCUGAACUCGCAUUACGUUAACGCCAACUAUCAACAGCCGUUGCCGAGUCAAUCGCAGGCGAAGGCACCGCAGAGCAUAAUAUUCCCCGAGUUGAAUAGUUUGACCAAUGAGGAACUGAAGAGGCUCAACGAGGAUGACGAUCGGUUGGAUGACUUUCUGGAGAAACAUUCCCAAAUUAAAGAUAUAAAUGCAGCUAUCGAGGAUGCUAUGGAUUGGGUCGAAAAAACUGCUGAAGCUAACGUAGCCAAAGAACCGGAGCUGAAGCAAUUACAAGCUGACGUGGCAGACAAAGUAAAAACGGUGGCGGUGCUGAAAGCCAGAUACGAUCAUCUCAUACAACGAUAUAACAAACUGUCCGAGGUCUUUACGCCGGAUCACAUAAAGGAAUGUCUGAGGCGAGAGGCGGACGAGAGUCACGAGGAGAGCGAGAAGAUCGCCGAGGAUUUCCUUAACCGGAAGAUCGACGUCGAGCGUUUCCUCAGCACGUAUAUCGAGUGCCGGAAGUUAGGCCAAGCGAGACGAACGAAGGAAGAGAAACUGGCGCACCAACUAAACGAACUAAAGCGAGCCGGUUUCUGAGACAGAGAUGAAGAUGAGAUGAAACGCAUAUAAUCAUUUUUUUUCUAUAAAUGGAUCGAACAAAACUGUAAAUAAGAUCUAGUUAAAUUAAACGUUAUUGUGAAUUUAAAAUAGCAUUCGUGAUUACCAAAAAUAUCUGAUGUGACUAUAGAAGAUUCGGCCGGGAGGGACGUACUUCGCGACGCGUAAAUGUGUUUUACUCGCUUCUUAUCUACGCUGCAUUCUGCAAAAAUUCGAUUGAAUCGCAUAGCAUUCCGCAAGAGAGAAACAUACGCAAGUGGCGCUAAACGGGCGAAGUGCUUGAACACCCAGUGUUUCAAGAUUCACCUCGACAUGGAUGUACCGUUACACCGUUACUCCGGACAAUUUUACAAGAUAAAGGGAAAUAAUAUAGUGAAUACAGUUAGGAAGAGAAUGAGAGAGUUGAAUCCGCCGUGUAACGUAACGUUGAUCCAAUGAACCACAGUGAAAACAAACAUGGCUUUAAUUAUAUUAGUUUUGCACAUGUAAUGUAAUACUGUCGCGAUCAAUUCUGAGGCAGAGGUACGUUUUCUUACUGUGUAAAUAAAUGUGCAGGGGGCAAAUGUGAUUAAAUCGAUUUUUGAAACUUUGCUA